Gossypium arboreum is the source of this 808-nucleotide messenger RNA. Its product is annotated as leucine-rich repeat extensin-like protein 3. The record is from RefSeq and is a predicted model, not a curated record. The coding region runs from base 222 to 524 and encodes 100 amino acids. The transcript has a single exon. Lineage: Eukaryota; Viridiplantae; Streptophyta; Magnoliopsida; Malvales; Malvaceae.
GUUGGAAAACAAAACCUCUAUCCUUGGAAAAUAUCUGGAACACUUGCACACCUGUAAUUCACCCUUUCAUUUCUUUGUGGCUAAGUAAUUUCCUUUCCCCUCCGUCAGUCAUCCAACUAUCAGUCUCAAAUCAUUUUAUUACAUCUCUACUCUCCAUUUAUAUAUAUAUAUAUAUAUAUCACCAAAUCCCCUUAUCUCUAAAAUCUAAAUCCUGCCAAUUGAUGGAGUUUCGUAGGCACCCGCCCUCCCCACCACCUCCAGACCCUUUUGCACCACCACCACCACCACCGCCAUCACGACAAGAUCCUUUUGCACCACCACCACCGCACUUAUAUGGUGCACCCCCACCACCUCCGCCUUACUAUGCUGCACCUCCUCCUCCCGCACCCCCUCAUCAUCACCAUCCACCGGGUCCACCGCCACCGCCUCAUGCUUUUUCACCACCUCCUGGACCUCCUCCACCACCUUAUUUUGAUCCAUAUAGACCACCACCGCCUUGGAAUCGCCCUCCUCCACCAUACUAGCUAGCUAUAAAUAAUUGCCUUGGGAGUUUUAUAUUUCAGCAGUGUACGAGCUUUAUCUCCCCAUGAGGCAAUUAAAGGUUAUGUAGGUUUUUUUUACCCUUCUUCCUUUUCCCCCCUCUGUCUGUAAUUUUCCUUGUUUUUAAUAGCCUUAAGAAAUUUAUUUCUAAUUAUAUAUGUGCUGCCUUGAGGAAAGACGAUGCUAUUAUGUUUUUCGCCCCCAAAAAACCGGUAGUAGAUUGGAUAACAAAUUAUGCAGUAAAAUAGAUAAUGUUCAACAAUAAGAA